This is a messenger RNA of Cucurbitaria berberidis CBS 394.84, 1281 nucleotides long. RefSeq names its product polysaccharide lyase family 1 protein. The transcript has 5 exons. The coding region runs from base 1 to 999 and encodes 332 amino acids. NCBI's taxonomy places the organism in Eukaryota, Fungi, Ascomycota, Dothideomycetes, Pleosporales, Cucurbitariaceae. The record is from RefSeq and is a predicted model, not a curated record. Gene Ontology annotation, molecular function: pectate lyase activity.
AUGAAGCUCUCUACUUCCUUGGUCCUCCUCGCGGCAUCAAUAGUGUCCGCAACGCCCACUCCUUCCUACAAAGAAGGUGUGGCAAGAGUCCUAGAAAAGAGGGCGAGCAUUACCGACGCUGCCAAUAUCGGCUACGCGACGCAGAAUGGCGGCACCAAAGGAGGUGCCGGUGGACCUACCACCACUGUUAGCACUCUUCCCCAGCUCUCUGCUGCAGCCAAUUCAACGGGACCUCUUAUCAUUGUUGUGCAAGGCGCCAUCAGCGGUGCAGCAAAGGUUCACGUUGGAUCCGACAAAACUAUUGUAGGGAAAUCCGGGAGCUCUUUGACAGGUAUCGGUCUCACCAUCCUGGGUCAAAAGAACGUAAUCAUCAGGAACUUGAAGAUUUCCAAGGUGCUCGCCGCAUACGGGGAUGGUGUCACUAUCAACAAGUCGACCAAUGUAUGGGUUGACCAUCUCGACGUGUCCGGAGAUGACACGGUGGGCAAGGAUACCUACGAUGGGUUGGUAGAUUUGUCACAUGCGGCUGACUUUGUGACAAUCUCCCACACUUACUUCCACAACCAUUCCAAGGGAACGCUCGUCGGCCACUCCGACAAGAACGCAGCCGAAGACACCGGCCACCUACGCGUGACAUACGCAAACAACCACUUCUACAAAGUGGCCAGCCGCGGCCCACUGCUUCGGUUUGGGACAGCACACAUCCUCAACAACUACUACAACGAACAAGACACAGGUGUAAACUCGCGCAUGGGUGCUCAGGCCUUAGUUCAAGGCACCGUCUUCGAAAACAGCGGCAAGAAGGCAGUCUAUACCGAGUCAAGCAAAGAGCAAGGGUUUGCGGUCGUCGUUGACACUAUAUUCGGUGGUCAGAGUGCCAACACGGCACCUGUCGGAAAGCUUAACGCGAACAGUUUCCCUUAUAAGUAUACGGCAUUGGCUUCUGCGAAUGUCAAAGCUGCUGUUACCGCAGAGGCUGGUCAAAAGUUAGCGUUCUAAACUCCAGGGGACGAUGUGCUUUGGUAGGCUCCUGGAGGCUUCAUGUAUAAACUUUUAUUGGGAACGUUGCAAAGGUCGUUAGGGCAGUGGCGUUGCCAUUGUGUUACCACCUUUUAAGAACUCUUUCCAUCCUUACUCAAUACGAUAACCAUUAUUUUCCUCCAUUUCCCGAUAAAGAGUGUGGCAUAAGCCGUCGAGGUCUAUGUGUUUGAGCAUGGCUGACCUGGCGCCAAUAUCGUGACUGGCUCCUCGGGUUACUACAGCUCUUGACAAAACACCGAA